Molecule: messenger RNA, 2193 nt
Organism: Exserohilum turcica Et28A
Lineage: Eukaryota; Fungi; Ascomycota; Dothideomycetes; Pleosporales; Pleosporaceae
Exons: 2
Coding region: 1-2193 (730 amino acids)
Source: RefSeq, a predicted model, not a curated record
AUGGCGAAAACAUCCUGUGUACAUGUAGUUCUGCUGGGUCUCCUGGUAUCAGGGGCUCUGGCAGCACCGACUGGACAUGUCGUUGCGAGAUUGGCUCCUAUUUGCGAGGAUCCCAGCGUGUCGUGGGAGCAAAAAGCAGAUGCAUAUUGUGCAGUUUGUCUGAUGGAUAACGUACCACCUUGUAGGGAGAUUGUAGACAAGUAUUGUGGGCCACUCAUGAGCCCUUCUGUUGCCUACAAACAAGUCCAGUCCGUCUGGCGACGCGGUCAGGAUGACAAAAUUGAAGACUCGGACGACAAACCACCCAAACCAAAGCACGAGACACACAGGGCUGAGGACAGACUGUAUAAGGUUGUGGUUGACAGACGGUCCAAGUCUGAAGAAGCUGGAUCAAUCAGUGAUGAGAGCAGGAUCUGGCCUCGUCCACGUCCUCUCAUCAAAGAUCCGAUUUUCCACUUGCCGAUUGUUUCCCCAGUCACUCACGAUGAGAUGCACAUCGCCAUCAAGCGUGGUGUAGAAACUGCUCCAACAUCGCUCAACACUGGAAGCGAUGAUUCUGCUUUGGUAAAUUCUAGACCUGAGAGUCUUGCCGAUGGUCGACUAUCAAGCCCAGACUUCCAUGAGACUACACUCUGGGCCAAAUAUCACCCCAAAGCAGAGGGGUUAUACCGUCGCCAGACACCAGGACCUGCACAUGUCAAUUCUGACGCUGGAAAGACUGGCAACGGAUAUUCAUUCGAGACAGAAAUGAUUGAAGCGCAGUCUGAUUCACAAAAGACUGGGACAGUCUACGGAAAGCAUGUCGAGCACAAACCAGCUUCAGUAAUCUACCGUCGUCAGUGGCCUGAUUCGUUGCAAAACCCACCGCUGGAUUCUGCAAAUCUCAAUGAACAGCAAAAGAAACACUUCCAGGAUCCAAAUGGAGUCAGCUCUGACCUUUAUAUUCACCGACCUGCUCCUAUCGUGUGGCGUAGAGAAGAAAACGAGCCAGAAGCAACGGCAGGAAACCAUCAACAUCAUCCCAAAGACUGGCCACAACGUAUCCAUCCUGGACCGCCCAGAAUUCCCUCGUGGCAACUUGCUGGUCCUGCACUACCAAAGUCUGUAGACAUGGCUGAUUUGUCCAAGCGAAGCCCCAAACACAGUGACAAGGAAAAGGGAGGUCGUCCUAAAAUCGAACCAAUUGAGCCUUUCAGACCAGGAUCAGAAGCAAAGGUCCAUCCAGUAGCCAAUCUCCUCUACGGAGUACCGACAGAGAAGCGAGAUGCACAUGCCGUACCUCCACCAGAGUUUUUCAACGAAUAUCCAUGGCCCUCUCGCCCCCCAGUCUCAGCUGCAGACAAAAAGGUUCCGGCUGUGGAAAUUGAAAACUCGCCUGACUUGACAAGGCGCAGUCCCAAGCACGACAAAAGCAACGACAUGAAGGAAAAGGGAAAGAUCGAGAACAACGACCUCAGCGAUAUCAUCCUGACCCCAGAAGAGGGCGCAGUCAGACUGGGAGGAACACAAGCGACAACGCAUCUGCACGCCCACAUUGUCGCCGGAAAGCCCGAAGACGAGGAGAUUGAAUACUCGAAACGAGCUGCGAAUCCCGUGCCUCCACCAGAAUACUUUGACGAGAAACAUACGCAGUGGACCCAAGAAUUGCAAACGUCGGGCCACAAACCAGCCAUGAAUCCAUCUUCAUCUACCUCCUCUGAUGAAGAUGAGGAUGAUGAGAAAUGGACCAUCUACUCCACCCCCGAAAUCAUCGACUUGCCCCAUUCUCCCACCCCUAAAAUCCUUCCUCGCCGCUCAACCCAGAGCACCAAACCCAAGCACAAACCCACGAUUGAUGAAAUCGCAAAUCAAGACGACAUCUUCUGGCCCAAUCCCAAAGAACUCCAUGCAUUCGGUGGUCCGGCCAUCGUUCACGCCACUACAUCCGACAUCCACCGCCGCGACUCCUCCUCCUCCUCUUCUGACGCCUCGUUUAGCGAGAAAGCAGAGCAGCUAGGCAAGUUGACGCCAGAGGAGAUUUGGAAAUCGGGAAAAGAGCCGUGGUACACGCCGGCGAUUGUGCAUGCGGAUGCUAAGACUGUGUAUCGUCGUGAUGGAGGAGGAGGAAAGAUGAUGAGAGCAAGACAGUGGGAUACCACGAUUCCUGGAGUGCCAAAGGCGCAUGCGUUUGCGAGUGGGAUUCAUCGGCGGUAG